Oikopleura dioica is the source of this 1029-nucleotide messenger RNA. The record is from the annotation of a GenBank genome assembly. NCBI's taxonomy places the organism in Eukaryota, Metazoa, Chordata, Appendicularia, Copelata, Oikopleuridae.
AUGUCGCUUCCUAGAGUCUCGAGGACACUGCCUCCACAUUUGGAUCCUACUAAGUCCGAGCUGGCGUUCGAAGAGCGCAUGUUUCCAAAGCUAAAUGCAGAGAUUCAAUUUGACAGAGACCAAGAAACGAGAGAACGAGCUUUGAAAAGUCUCUGCGAUUUAUCCCACAAUCAAGUGAAAGCCUAUCAAAUUUGCUCGCUUGGGCUUAUGGACUCAAUCGGAAAAAUCUUAGACGACCCUAACGAUCUCUGCCGAGAACUAGCAACAGAAAUUUUCGCCGUCAUGUGCACGCACAACAUUGGACGAGAUGCAGCUCUUAAAUUUAUUCCUAAAUUGUCAGAACUUUUUUCAGAGAAAAACGAGAACACGCGCAAAAACGUACAUAAAGCUCUUUACUACUCGUCCGAGCUUAUUCGAGGCGUUACUCAGAUGAUUGAGAAAAAACUUAUUCCUGUGUUUAUCAAUCUUCUUAAAACAGAGAUCGAUGAUGUUCGUUGCUGGAUCAUUCAGACUUUUCAUAAUUGUUUACGAUUUGCUUCGGACGAAGCGCUCCAAAAUCAAGGUUUCGAAACGCUCAAAGAACUCCUCGAAGUAGAUAAUGAAAUUAUUGUGGAAUACACACUCAGAUCACUGGCUGAAAUUACGUUCAACUCUGCCGGAAAGGCGCGUGCAAACUCUGACGAGAAACUUGCUGACUUUCUCAUUACUAUCAUCAAGAAUAAAAAACGGGGUGUCGAAGUUCGCUCUGCUGCGUGUGCUGCUUUGGGCUCAGUGUCUAUUACUUCACAUGGAAAGAUCAAAUCUGUCGAUUGCAAAGCACUUCCACCACUUUGCGACCUGCUCCAAGAAGAUAACAGCGAGGCCAAACUCAUGUCGUUGACGUGCAUCUCGAUCCUCUCAGAGGUGCCAGACGGACGAGCCUAUAUGCUCGAAAGAGCUGACCUCAUCCGUCCCUACAUUAUGUCCAAGGACGACCUCGUCGCUACAGCCGCAAAAGAAUGCAUGAGAGUUAUUCAAUGGAAACCGUAA